Diospyros lotus (date-plum) is the source of this 877-nucleotide messenger RNA. RefSeq lists its product as uncharacterized. Bases 164 to 787 code for a protein of 207 amino acids. NCBI's taxonomy places the organism in Eukaryota, Viridiplantae, Streptophyta, Magnoliopsida, Ericales, Ebenaceae. Gene Ontology annotation, biological process: lipid metabolic process. The record is from RefSeq and is a predicted model, not a curated record. The transcript is spliced from 5 exons.
GAGAUUCCAAUAGGAACCCACCAACAACCCUUCGGGUUUGUUCCGUUUCUUUAUCGUAAAAGAAAAUUCUUCGUUGCUCCUCGAACUGAUAGCCCAUCACCUGUAAGUAAGAAACAGUGCACUGCCCCUCCAUCGUCUCCCCAUUCUGACACCCUCCAUAACAAUGCGUAUGGCAUUCCCAAAAACCCCCAGAGACGGCACCAUGGUUAAGACAGUUCCACUCUUAGUUGCUUUGGUUCUCAGUGCCAGCUGGGCCUGCAAUGCCAGAGAAUUACUGACUAAUGGUCUAUCUAGUGGAGAAAGCAUGACAUCUGAUGUUUCAGUUUUGCAGAUACAUUGCAAGGAGUCUGAAGUUGGAGCAAAAGAUUCCAAAGUUAGCAGAAAUAAAAAUUUGUGCACAUUGUGUGAAGAGUUUGCUACACAGGCAGUUGAUUACCUUGAGGAAAACAAUACUCAGACACAGAUCAUUGACAUACUUCACAAGGCCUGCUCUCAGUUACACCAUUUUGAGCGACAUUGCAUUGCGUUGGUGGACUAUUAUAUUCCCCUUUUCUUCCAAGAGGUUGAAUCAGUCAAACCUGAAGAUUUCUGCCAAAAAGUUAAUCUUUGUAAACAAAAGUUAGUCACUUCCUGGCCACUGUCUGGGGAUAAGUGUGACAUUUGUCGUGAUGCUAUUGCUGAAGUUCUGUUAAAGUUGAAAGAUCCUGAUACAAAGUUAGACAUACUUGAGGUUCUUCUAAAAGCAUGUGAUGCUGUGGAAAGCCAUAUGAAAAAGGUAAGAACAUGACAAGAACUUUGCGGCUUGUUAUUGUUAUGGAAAAUGUUUUCUGGUUCUGGAACCCUAUAAACUCAAUGGACUACUUAAGAUGGAUUAGUU